Miniopterus natalensis is the source of this 1745-nucleotide messenger RNA. Its product is annotated as alpha-1,6-mannosyl-glycoprotein 4-beta-N-acetylglucosaminyltransferase-like. Gene Ontology annotation, molecular function: acetylglucosaminyltransferase activity. Gene Ontology annotation, biological process: protein N-linked glycosylation. The record is from RefSeq and is a predicted model, not a curated record. Lineage: Eukaryota; Metazoa; Chordata; Mammalia; Chiroptera; Miniopteridae.
UGGUGGCUGUCGGGGCCGCGCGGGUUUCCGCGGUUUGUACCCCUUCUCAGUCCCGAAACCCACACCGCGUGGGUCAGAACUGAGUUUCCAGCGUGACCUCCGGGUUUUUCUAAUGCCGCCCGUGUCCACGCUGCAGGGUCGCUUCAACCAAACUGACGGGCAUUGUCACGUCCCUGCUCCUCAAGCCACAGGGCCUGCGCGCCUGCUGCUCCACCGAGAGGAAAAGGAGCUGGUAGCUUGGCAGAGAGCCCGGAUGCAGCUCAACCCUGGUAGAACACAUCACCUGCAAAAGUUCAAAUAUAUGCAGAAAAACUUAGAAUCACUCAAAAACGUGAACUCCCGUAUCUUGGUUGGAGCCCCUCCUGUGGAAAAAAAGCUGCUGACCAUAGGGAUUUCUUCAGUGCAGCGUCCCCAGGGGAACCACCUCGUGGACACCCUGCAGUCUCUCUUCUUUGCCUCCUCCUCAUCUGAGCGGAAGCACGUCACUGUUCUGGUACACCUGGCAGGUCCGGACCCCAAGUGGCUUGUACAAAUGAUCUACAAUCUCUCAGCCCUGUUUAAACCACACAUCCAGGCCAGAGAGCUAGUAGUGAUCACUACUCCUCUCACCAGCUACCUUCCCUUGAAGGACCUUGAGAAGACCUUUAACAACCCUCCAGCCCACGAAGCCUUCCACUCCAGACAGAACAUGGACUAUGUCUCCCUCAUGAGUUUUGCUACCCCCUACUCUGACUACUUUCUGAUGGUCGAAGAUGACGUGAGGUGCGCCCCCGGAUUUGUCACCCAGAUAAUUACCACAGUGUCUGCCUGGGCAAGCAGUCCUUGGGUGAUGCUGGAGUUCUCUCCCCUGGGUCUCACUGGGACACUUUUCCACACUGGAGACAUGUCCCACUUUGUCCCCUUUGUGCUCCUCUUCCGAGAAAUGCCCUGUGCCGACCUCCUUUCCCAUUUUCAGGACCUCUCCAAUCGCACCCGGGUCCAGUUCCUGCCCUCCCUCUUCCAGCAAGUAGGCAACUCCUCCUCCUUUGAGGAAGAUGACUUUGGCUCUCCCAGCAACCCUGCUGCCUCUGUCCACACCAGCCUAAAGGUCGCCAACAACUCUGUUCCCUCAAAUGCCUACAGCCUGGAUGAGAACUUCUUUUACACCAAGUCGGCUGAGCCUGGCAGCCAUCUAACUAUAGUUUUAAAAGUACCUGCCCAUGUGUCCCGAGUUGAAGUGCUGACUGGCUCUGACCUGAGAGGCAAGAAUCAGCUGGAAGAGGGACAAGUAGAACUGGGCUGUGAUUCUACAAACAAGGUCAGUGACUGUGACGACUAUGUUCUGCUGGGGCUACUGGCAAAUGGCAUUCUGAAUAAGCAGGUGUUGUCUUACAAGUCUGCGAAGAAGGUGAAAUGUGUGAGAUUGCUUGUGACAGCCCAUGCACCCUCUGGAGUAGUGGUCAGGCACAUCAACCUCUGGACCAAGUGAAGUUUAAGUGAUAAAUGUGCUCUUGGUCCCAGAGCCACUGGUGGAUGAGGUGGGCUUGUUAAAACCCUGCCUUGUUUUCUCUCCAAAAGGCCUACCAUUCAGAAUUCUCCCCUUGAGGCAGGAAUACCCGACUUCCAGAAACAGCAGGAGCACGUGGGUAGGACUGACUGACGCUCAUAUCACAAGACUAGCCACACAACAGAGGAUGGGGGCCUCUCCACUAGCAGAAAUGGACUCAUUAAAGGCUGAACUUCCUGUGUGGCAGGAGAGGAACACA